AUGGCUGACUUCUAUAUCCGCUCAGCGCGGUCGCUCGAUCGUGUGCUGCGCGACGAGUGCUCGGUCAAAGCGGCCGCGUCCCCACACCCGGAUGCAGGCCGAAUCCUCGCGCUGCUGGUUAACUCGCUCGCCUUCCGCAGCGCUCUCCUGCACGCUCUGGGCGAGUCUCGCGUGCUCACUCUCGAGGAGCGCGUCUUCACCCUUGCGCCUCCUCCUACCGCUAAGGGCAAGGCGAAACCCAACCCCAAAGCGACCUCGUCGAAGAAGCCUCCUCCCAAAAGCAAGUCCGACCAACCGAGCAAAGAAGCCCUCCUCCUCGUCCUCACGCACGACCUGCUCUUCCAAUCGCGUGGCAUUCAAGCCGCGAAAACAUGGCCACCCAAAGUCACCCUCGAGCGAUACAAAUCUGCGCUGCACGCAUCGCUCGUCAAGCAGCAAAUCCGUCAGGGCAAAGCGCGCAUUUCCGACCUGCGCUCGGGGGCGCUCUACCACGAGAUGACGGCUCGCAUGCCACGGUGGGUGCGCAUCAACUCCCUUCGGGCUACACGGGAGGAAGUGUUUGACUGGCUCAGCGAGCACCGUUUCACCCAAGUCACUGGGGAAGAAGUGGGGCUGAGAGAGUUCGCAGAGUCGCGCCACGUACCCGGGCUCCUCGCGUUUCAUCCCAAGGCAACGAGCACGUUGUUAGCCAGCGAGAUGUAUAAGGAGAGCUGGGUGGUGUUGCAAGAUCUAGCCUCGUGCUUUCCGGCGUACAUCUUGGAUCCGCCUCGUGGGGGUAGUGUGGUGGAUGCAACCAGUGCUCCGGGCAACAAGACCAGCCAUCUCUCCGCGCUUAUGGCCCAACCGAUGGGACAGGACAAGGGGAGAGUGGAUGCGUUCGAACGAGACCCGGUGCGGUAUAGAACGCUGGUCAAGCGUCUCACGGCCGUAGGGGCGCUGCACACCUCGGGGGGGAUGGGAAACGUCUUUGCCCAGAAAAAAGACUUUCUCACCACCAAGCCAUCGGAGUAUCCGCAGGUGACGCACAUGUUGGUCGACCCCUCCUGCAGCGGAAGUGGCAUCGUCAACCGCCUCGACUUUUUGAACGAAGACGACGAGGUCGAGACCGAUCCUGCAGAGGGGGACGAGGGGAUGUCCAAGCUCGAACGCCGCCUGGCGCAGUUGAGCGCGUUUCAACUGCUCAUGCUCCGUCAUGCGUUUGCGUUCCCGUCGUUGCAAAAGGUGGUCUAUUCGACGUGCAGCAUCCAUGCUGCGGAGAACGAGGGCGUUGUGCUGCGCGCACUCGAGUCAGACGAAGCCAAGGAGAGAGGAUGGACGCUGGCCCCACGAAGCGAGGUCAUUCCAACCUGGCCGGUGAGAGGCGACAAGGCGGCGUGUGAGGGCAGAGAGGAAGUCGCGGACAGCGUCAUCAGAUGCGUACCUGGUGGAGUUGGGGACGGCGACAAGCCGAACGUGGAGAGCUGCAAUGGGUUCUUCGUCGCAUGCUUUGUCCGAAGCGCGACACAGGACGGGAAUGCGAAGAGGGCGAGACAAGACGAGUCAGAGCACGAUGACGACGAGGUGGCGGAAGAAGAUGAUGAAGAAACGGCUCAGGACGAGGGAGCAGAUGCUGCGGCCAAGACGAGCAGCGGUAAUGCAGCCGCGAACCGAAAGAAGAAGCUGCAGAAGCGACGGAAGAAGCAGCGCCUGCAGCAGGAACAGCAGUGA
Kalmanozyma brasiliensis GHG001 is the source of this 1707-nucleotide messenger RNA. RefSeq names its product Bacterial Fmu (Sun)/eukaryotic nucleolar NOL1/Nop2p. Gene Ontology annotation, molecular function: methyltransferase activity. The record is from RefSeq and is a predicted model, not a curated record. Gene Ontology annotation, cellular component: nucleolus. Bases 1 to 1707 code for a protein of 568 amino acids. Gene Ontology annotation, biological process: rRNA base methylation. Lineage: Eukaryota; Fungi; Basidiomycota; Ustilaginomycetes; Ustilaginales. The transcript has a single exon.